Molecule: messenger RNA, 2428 nt
Organism: Talpa occidentalis (Iberian mole)
Lineage: Eukaryota; Metazoa; Chordata; Mammalia; Eulipotyphla; Talpidae
Product: protocadherin alpha-2-like
Exons: 1
Coding region: 20-2428 (802 amino acids)
Biological process (GO): homophilic cell-cell adhesion
Cellular component (GO): plasma membrane
Molecular function (GO): calcium ion binding
Source: RefSeq, a predicted model, not a curated record
AAUUCACCGAGGAUUGGUAAUGGUGUCUUCUAUGAGAAGGGAACGGGAGGUGGGGCGCCUGCUGCUCUCCCUUCUGCUCCUCGCAGCCUGGGAGGCUGGGAGCGGCCAGGUCCGCUACUCGGUCCCCGAGGAGGCCAAACACGGCACCUUCGUGGGCCGCAUCGCCCAGGACCUGGGGCUGGAGCUGGCCGAGCUGGUGCCCCGCCUGUUCCGCCUGGCGUCCAAGGGCCGCGGGGACCUUCUGGAGGUAAACCUGCAGAAUGGCAUUCUGUUUGUGAAUUCUCGGAUCGACCGCGAGGAGCUGUGCGGGCGGAGCGCGGAGUGCAGCCUGCACCUGGAGGUGAUCGUGGACAGGCCGCUGCAGGUGUUCCACGUGGAGGUGGAGGUGAGGGACAUUAACGACAACGCGCCGGUCUUUCCGCUGGCAAUAAAGACUAUCCAGUUUCAUGAAUCGAGGCUGCUUGACUCGCGUUUUCCUCUAGAGGGAGCAUCUGAUGCGGAUAUCGGAGUAAAUGCUCUUCUCUCCUACAAGCUGAGCACCAGUGACUUUUUCUUUCUAGAUAUACAGACAAAUGAGGAAUUAAGUGAAUCUUUGUCUCUCGUGCUGAAGAAAUCUCUGGACAGAGAGGAAACUUCUCAGGUUAAUUUGUUAUUGGUGGCUACUGAUGGGGGCAAACCUGAGCUUACUGGCACCGUUCAGUUGCUUAUUAAGGUACUAGAUGUGAAUGACAACGAACCCACUUUUGACCAAUCAAUUUACAAAGUACAGUUGAUGGAGAAUAUUGCAAACGGAACAUUAGUGGUUAAAGUAAAUGCUUCUGAUGCAGAUGAAGGAUCAAACAGCGAGAUUGUGUAUUCAUUUAGUAGUGAUGUGCCCUCUACUAUACAGAACAAGUUCAAAAUAGAUUCCAGCUCAGGGGAAAUCAGAACUAAAGGAAACUUAGAUUAUGAAGAAACGAAAUACUACGAGAUUCAAGUCAUUGCAUAUGACAAAGGAGCUCCGUCAAUGUCUGGGCAUUGCAAAAUUUCAGUAAAACUUGUGGACAUCAAUGAUAACACACCAGAAAUCUCAAUAACAUCUCUCUCACUUCCCAUCCGAGAGGACGCUCCUUUGGGCACAGUCAUCGCCCUGAUCAGCGUGCAUGACCGAGACUCCGGUGUCAACGGGAAGGUGACCUGCAGCCUGACGCCCCAUGUCCCCUUCAAGCUGGUGUCCACCUUCAGGAACUACUAUUCGCUGGUGCUGGACAGCGCCCUGGACCGCGAGAGCGUGCCGAGCUACGGGGUGGUGGUGACCGCGCGCGACGGGGGCUCGCCUCCGCUGUCGGCCACGGCCAGCGUGUGGGUGGAGGUGGCCGACGUGAACGACAACGCGCCCGCGUUCGCGCAGCCCGAGCACACGGUGUUCGUGAGGGAGAACAACGCGCCCGGCCGCCACAUCUGCACGCUGUCGGCGCGCGACCCCGACGCGCAGGAGAACGCGCGGGUGUCCUACUCGCUGGUGGAGCGGCGGGUGGGCGAGCGCGCGCUGUCGAGCUACGUGUCGGUGCACGCGGAGAGCGGCCGGGUGUUCGCGCUGCAGCCGCUGGACCACGAGGAGCUGGAGCUGCUGCAGUUCCAGGUGAGCGCGCGCGACGCGGGCGUGCCGCCUCUGGGCAGCAACGUGACGCUGCAGGUGUUCGUGCUGGACGAGAACGACAACGCGCCCGCGCUGCUGCCGGGCGGCGCGGGCGAGCUGGUGCCGCGCUCGCUGGGCGCGGGCCACGUGGUGGCCAAGGUGCGCGCGGUGGACGCGGACUCGGGCUACAACGCGUGGCUGUCGUACGAGCUGCUGCAGCCGGCGGCGGCGGCGGCGGGCGGCGCGCGCGGCCCGUUCCGCGUGGGGCUGUACACGGGCGAGAUCAGCACGACGCGCGCCCUGGACGAGGCGGACGCGCCGCGCCAGCGCCUGCUGGUGCUGGUGAAGGACCACGGCGAGCCGGCGCUCACGGCCACGGCCACGGUGCUGCUGUCGCUGGUGGAGAGCGGGCUGGCGCCCCGCGCGUCGUCGCGCGCGCCCGAGGGCGCGGCGGGCGCGCCGACGGCGCUGCUGGACGUGAACGUGUACCUGAUCGUCGCCAUCUGCGCCGUGUCCAGCCUGCUGGUGCUGACGCUGCUGCUGUACGUGGCGCUGCGCUGCGCGGCGCCGCCGGGCGAGGGCGAGGGCGCGGGCGCGGCCGGGAAGCCGGCGCUGGUGUGCGCCAGCGCGGUGGGGAGCUGGUCGUGCUCGCAGCAGCGGCGGCAGAGGGUGUGCUCCGGGGAGGGCCCGCCCAAGACCGACCUCAUGGCCUUCAGCCCCAGCCUUCCUCAAGGUCCAGGCUCCAAGGAAGAAAGGCAACAACCCAGAGAAUCAGAACACGUGGCAGAGGUGAGCCUUUUCAUUUUUUAA